This is a messenger RNA of Sycon ciliatum, 3066 nucleotides long. RefSeq names its product formin-binding protein 1-like. Gene Ontology annotation, biological process: signal transduction. Lineage: Eukaryota; Metazoa; Porifera; Calcarea; Leucosolenida; Sycettidae. The transcript is spliced from 14 exons. Gene Ontology annotation, molecular function: protein binding. The coding region runs from base 347 to 1939 and encodes 530 amino acids. The record is from RefSeq and is a predicted model, not a curated record.
GCACUGCCGGCCACAGCGGAGUCGUAAUCGUCGUUGCUUUGCGCUGAACGAUUUUUUUGUUGCUUUGAAGCUCGAGGAGAUUGAGUGUAGGUAAGCUGUGUCUCUAGCUCCGUGCCUUGUCCGUCAUCGUCGGGUAGCGGAGUUGCUCUCGCCUUGGACAGUUUCAGGGCGUAUCCAUUAGAACGUAGAGUUGGAUAUCUGGAGGCUAGCGACUGAGCUGAACGGCUAACGCGUCCCUGCAGAAAACUCCGAAUGCGCAGGAGGAGCUGAUGUGUUGCUAAACCAGCUAGGUGUUUGGAAAAACAAAACAUCUGCCAGCGUGCGGCGACUCCCAGAGACGUGAAAGAUGAGCGCAAACUGGGGAAAGGAUUUGUGGGAUCAAUACGAUCGUGCGUGCAACCAUUUGGACGGUGGAAUUGAUUUUGUAAAACGUUGCCAAUCCUUCACUAAGGACAGAUUGAAGAUCGAGGCCGAUUACGCAAAGGAGCUCAGAAAACUCGCCAAGUCCUAUCAGAAAAGAAAAGAGGACGAUUUGAAGUACACUGAGGUAGCAGCUUUUUACAAGGUAGUGAAGGAAGUUGACGACACAGCCGGGCAGCACGAGAUUAUCGUUGAAACAAGCAAUGUCAAAGUUCAGGAACAACUGAAGAAGCUUCACCAUGAGCUCCACAAGGAGAAGAAAGGGUACAUGCAUGAAGGAGCCAAGCAGGCAAGCAACUACAGCCAGGCGCUAAGCAACCUUGAAAAGGCUAAGAAGAAGUAUGAAGCUGCUACGCAAGAAGCCGAGCGAGCCCAGCUUGCCUUUGACAAGGCCAGCCAGGACAUGAACCUAACCAGAGCAGCUGUGGAGAAGACCCGGCAGUUCUCAAUGCAGAAGAAUGACCAGGCUGAAGAAGCCAAGGGAAACUACCUAGUCUGCCUGGACCAGACUAAUCAACUACAGCGGGAUCACUUUUUCACGAGAAUGCCUGAAGUCUUCUCUAAUCUUCAACGAAUGGAAGAGGGCCGUAUCGACACGGUCAAACAGCUCUUCCUCACCAUGCUUGAUAUUGAGCUUGGUGUUCAGCCCAUUGUUACCAAGUGCCGUGACAAUAUCAGUGAGGCAGCCAACUCGAUGGACUCAUCGAAGGACUGUAUAACCUUUGCAGAGGAGCAUCGGACGGGCUAUCUGCCUCCAUCUGACAAGGCGUUUGAAGAGUACUCCUCGAUCAAGGGAAAGACUGCCAAGCGGGAAUCAGCAAAACCAGCAGCAACCGGACCUCGUGAAGACUUCGGACAUUUGCCCCCGGCGAAAAGAAAGAAGAAGCUGCAGGCUAAGGUCAAAGAGCUAGAAGAUUUAGUCAAGAAGGAAACAUCAGAACAUACUGCGCUGGAGAAGAUGUAUCAAGUCUACUCAGCUAACCCUAGCCUUGGAGAUCCAACUGUUGUCCAACAGCAGCUGGUUGUUAUUGGCGAGAAAAUCGAGCGACUAAAUGAAGAACUCUACAAAUAUGAAGGUUAUCUAGCUCAGGCUGAGGGCAAGGAAAUGCCGCAGAGACGUUCAUCGCCUGGUAAGCCGGCCAUGGCAGGGAACAACAGUGCGCCACCUCCACAGCAGCAGCCACCGCCGCAGCAACAACAAGCACCACCACCACAGAACCAAGCAGCAGCGGCAGCAGCAGCCAGCCAACCACCAUCCUACCAACAAACAACUCAGCAGAACUCUGGGCCGUCAGCGCCUCCGCCACCUCAAGAUGAGUUUGAUGAUGAAUUCUCUGACAUGCCCACAUCAUUCUGCAACGCUCUGUACGACUUCUCAGGCUCCAACGAGGGUGAGCUGAGUGUGAUGGCUGGCGAUAAACUUGGACUACUCGAGAACGACGGCAGUGGGUGGAUUCGUGUGAAGAAGGGCGAACAAGAGGGCUAUGUUCCCUUAUCCUACGUAGACCUCCAAGGUUAACGAUGUGUGGCCUGUUGGUGCCAGUGAGUUUAGUGCUGAACUGAUGCGAUGGCCAUCGGUCAGUGGUGAUGCUGAAGAUCCACUAGUGGCAUCGCUAGUGACACACCUAGACUAGUUGAUGAAUGUACAUGACAAUGCUAUAGCUCCAGAGGAGCAUCCCCGCGUGGGUUUGGCCUCCUGGAUGCCUGAGCAAAACUGACAUGUACACGUACCCGUAUUUCUACGAUAUCACAAUGCAUACACCCCCCUCCCCCUCCCCCCGCACAUAUGUACAGACGGAUCUACGGAUGCACACAAUUGCAGCUUCCGAAUAAAUGAUUUGCUCGCCUGCCUUGCCCCAGCUUGAAGGACAAAUCCGGUGAUAGUGACAUUGAGGUGUUGUACAAUCAAAGUCAUGUGCAUACACCUGCAAGUGGUUGCGACUGUCGAUGCAUUUGUGCUUCUGUGAGCGAAUGCUAUACCCCCCCCCCCUCCCCUGCUAUUUUGCCGGAAUUCUUGACCAGGCAGCCCUCAUCCGUUUUGAAUGGGGACGUGGAGACAACUGCGUUCGCCCCAUGCUGUGUUUAUCUGCGUCGCUCGUGCUUCGUAUCGGCCGGGACGUUCCCCACCCCGCUCCCAUUUCCGCCCGUAUCGUAUAUCCUCUGCGCUUCAUAGCUUUGCUCUAUACCCCCCCCCCCCCCCCCCCCUGUUGAACUCAGUCACUGCAGGUUACUUUUUGUUUUAAAUAGCCAUUCAUCCGUGCCGUCCCGACUGAUUCGCUUGUUUCAUCAGUUUUAGCACUUAGCCGCGCUGGCGUACGCACCUUGUUAGAUGUGAGCAAGGUUGAGGCCAUUCCGUAUCACCGCGGAAUAGUUGCGUUUCGUCGUCAUACGUUUUCUUCAGUUUCCAAUGCUAGGUUUUUCUCUUUCAUUUUUCAUUCCUUUGCAUGUCAAAACUGCCCAGGUUUGCUUAGCUGUUUUUUGGUAAUGGAGUGAUGUGCACGCCGGGUACCACAAUGCUGCAUGUAAAAUGAGUAUUGCUUUUCUUUGCUGCCUGUCCAUUACCAUUCAGUCUCUUCUCUUGUACAAUACUCUUCUCUUCUUCUUUUUGUCUUUUUUACCAAGUCACGAUCUGCUCCAGUCUGUCGA